Molecule: messenger RNA, 1482 nt
Organism: Poecile atricapillus (Black-capped chickadee)
Lineage: Eukaryota; Metazoa; Chordata; Aves; Passeriformes; Paridae
Gene: DNAJB11
Product: DnaJ heat shock protein family (Hsp40) member B11
Exons: 10
Coding region: 93-1169 (358 amino acids)
Biological process (GO): protein folding; protein maturation
Cellular component (GO): endoplasmic reticulum
Molecular function (GO): misfolded protein binding
Source: RefSeq, a predicted model, not a curated record
GCUGGCGGCGGCCGCCGGGGCCGGGGCGCUACGGAGCCGCCCGGACGCGCCGCUCCCGCCGCUCCCCCUCAGCCGGCAGGGCCGGGCCCGCCAUGGCCCCCGCAUGGAUCGGCCGCCUCUGCCUCCUCCUGCUCUGCCUCUGCGGGGAGGCCGCCGCGGGGCGAGACUUCUACAAGAUCCUGGGGGUGUCCCGCGGCGCCUCCAUCAAGGACAUCAAGAAGGCCUAUCGCAAACUGGCGCUGCAGCUCCAUCCCGACAGGAACCCCGACGACCCCCGGGCGCAGGAGAAGUUCCAGGACCUGGGCGCUGCCUACGAGGUGCUGUCAGACGAGGAGAAGAGGAAGCAGUACGAUGCCUAUGGUGAGGAGGGCCUGAAGGAUGGGCACCAGAGCUCCCACGGAGACAUCUUCUCCCACUUCUUUGGGGACUUUGGAUUCAUGUUUGGAGGAAACCCUCGCCAGCAAGACAGGAAUAUUCCCCGAGGAAGUGACAUCAUCGUGGACCUGGAGGUCACACUGGAGGAGGUGUAUUCAGGAAACUUUGUAGAAGUUGUCAGGAACAAGCCAGUGGCAAGACAGGCGCCUGGCAAACGGAAAUGCAACUGCAGGCAGGAGAUGAGAACCACCCAGCUGGGGCCUGGGCGCUUCCAGAUGACUCAGGAAGUUGUUUGUGAUGAAUGUCCCAACGUCAAGCUGGUGAAUGAGGAGCGGACGCUGGAAGUGGAGAUAGAGCCAGGGGUGAGGGAUGGCAUGGAGUAUCCCUUCAUCGGGGAAGGUGAGCCCCACGUGGAUGGGGAGCCAGGAGAUUUGCGCUUCCGAAUAAAAGUUCUUAAGCACCCAGUGUUUGAAAGGAGAGGAGAUGACUUGUACACAAACGUGACAAUCUCGCUGGUCGAGGCACUGACAGGCUUUGAGAUGGAUAUUGCCCAUUUGGAUGGGCACAAGGUUCACAUUGCCCGGGAUAAAACCACAAAACCUGGUGCCAAGCUGUGGAAGAAGGGAGAAGGUCUUCCAAACUUUGAUAACAACAACAUCAAAGGCUCCCUAAUAAUCACCUUUGACGUGGAGUUCCCCAAGGAGCAGCUGACACCUGAGCAGCGGGAAGGUCUCAAGCAGCUGUUGAAACAAGGAUCAGUGCAGAAGGUCUACAACGGAUUGCAGGGAUAUUGAUGUGUGGAAAAAUUGGACUUCCCUGGAAAUGCAAAGUCAGAUUUGUUUGCAGUCUUUUCUCCUGCCCACUGUAGAAGAGGGAAGAGGGAGGGGGGCGAUGGUUGAGGUUUAGCUCAUCUUUGGUUUGUAAAUUAUGGAAGUGCUCAGAGUUUGGGGAAAUACUUUUUCAGGACAUAACUGGUGCUGCCUAUCAUGUUCCACGUCCUGGAACAACAGAGAUUCCUUGAGCAGGAAAACAUAGCUGGGGAAAGAAGUUUUAAAUUCCACACGGAUUGGAAUUUCUGGUUUUUAAAUAUAUUUUGAUGUGACUUUU